GUUUUCGAUGCAAAUUGUGCAAGUUUUGCGUGCGUAACAAUGCCUAACCAAUACACGACACGCUUUCAUCUGUCCGAAGGCAGAGAAAGCCCGCGACGAUUGCCUGCUUGGCUCGACUGUCACCGGAAGCCCGUUUCGAUGAUCUUACGGUUAUACGCAACGUUAAUUUUUUGCUGGGAUGUAUUCAUCAUCUUGGUGCAGUUCUUUCUGACUUUACUGCAAUCUUUGUUCCAUCUGGUACGGCCGGCCAAAGCGAAAUCGCUUACCGGUGAGGUAGCAGCAGUCAUCGGCAGCGGUCGAGGAGUGGGAUAUGAUCUGGCCAUCCAGCUAGCGGAACUAGGCGUAAAGGUAGCAUGUAUCGAUGUGAAAACAACGGACAACGAUCUGUUGGUGAAGAGAAUUCAAGCUGCCGGAGGUGUGGCCUGUGCGUACGAAUGUGACGUCACGAAGCAGACAGAAAUCAACCGAACCGUGGCUGCGAUCGAAAGCAAUCUGGGCACGAUUAGCAUGCUAUUCCACAGCUGCAAUGUCCCGAGCGCACGGAGUCUCGUUACCGAACCACCACCGAUCGAAGUGACUUUGAAUGUUGGUAUUGUGUCCCAUUUCCUGCUCCUUGAAGCGAUACUUCCCAAAAUGAAGAAGGUAUCCCACGGCCACAUCGUCUUCCUAACUUCCGUCGCCGGUGUAAGCGGAUUGAAGCAUCAAAUGCCACUGGCCGUGUCACAGUUUGCCGUGCAAGGUUUGUACGAAUCUACGCUCGAGGAAUUACGCAUCGAAAAGCGUCAACACACCAUCCACACGACGCUCGUGCACAUCUACCCAUUCAUCAUUACUGACCACUGCCUAAACGACAUCCGACUGCGCAUUUCUUCCGCCUUUGGACGCAUCAAAUCCGAUGAAGCAGCCCGCCGUAUAAUAGCGGGCGUUCGGCGAAACGAGCUAGAAAUUAGCAUCCCGAAAUAUUUACUCUUCCUAAGCCAUUUGCUACGACUGCUACCGAGGCGCGCAUCGCUUCUACUGCGUGAGCUGAUCGAUACCGGGUUAGAUCUGUGAAGGGGA
Messenger RNA from Anopheles maculipalpis, 1059 nucleotides. Its product is annotated as estradiol 17-beta-dehydrogenase 11-like. Bases 40 to 1053 code for a protein of 337 amino acids. The transcript has 4 exons. The record is from RefSeq and is a predicted model, not a curated record. Gene Ontology annotation, molecular function: oxidoreductase activity, acting on the CH-OH group of donors, NAD or NADP as acceptor. NCBI's taxonomy places the organism in Eukaryota, Metazoa, Arthropoda, Insecta, Diptera, Culicidae. Gene Ontology annotation, cellular component: lipid droplet.